Messenger RNA from Nematolebias whitei (Rio pearlfish), 1610 nucleotides. RefSeq names its product potassium voltage-gated channel, shaker-related subfamily, member 1b (gene kcna1b). Lineage: Eukaryota; Metazoa; Chordata; Actinopteri; Cyprinodontiformes; Rivulidae. Gene Ontology annotation, molecular function: delayed rectifier potassium channel activity; protein binding. The record is from RefSeq and is a predicted model, not a curated record. Gene Ontology annotation, biological process: protein homooligomerization; potassium ion transmembrane transport. Gene Ontology annotation, cellular component: juxtaparanode region of axon; synapse; dendrite. Bases 120 to 1610 code for a protein of 496 amino acids. The transcript has a single exon.
CGCUGAGCUCAGAGAUGAAGAUGGAGGCUCUGCACAUCUCCUGCCAUCAGUAGGAGCUCCAACCUCCUCCCCACAAACACCACCUGCACAUCCUUCUCCUGUCCGACCCCCCAGGAAGGAUGACUGUGGUGUCAACGGAGAACAUGGACGAGACCUCCACCCUGCCGGGCCACCCGCAGGACCCCUACCCGCCCGACGACGAUCACAACGACCACGACUGCUGCGAGCGAGUGGUCAUCAACAUCUCCGGGCUGCGCUUCGAGACCCAGCUGAAGACCCUCGCCCAGUUCCCAGAAACGCUCCUUGGGAACCCCAAGAAGCGGAUGCGCUACUUCGACCCGUUAAGAAACGAGUAUUUCUUUGACCGGAACCGACCGAGUUUUGACGCCAUUUUGUACUAUUACCAGUCUGGGGGUAGGCUGCGACGGCCAGUUAACGUCCCUCUGGACAUGUUCUCUGAGGAGAUUAAGUUCUAUGAACUUGGCGCGGAGGCAAUGGAGAAGUUUCGUGAGGACGAGGGAUUUAUCCGUGAAGAGGAACGACCUCUGCCAGAGAAGGAGUUCCAGCGGCAGAUUUGGCUCCUCUUUGAGCAUCCGGAGAGCUCGGGGCCUGCCCGAGGGAUUGCCAUCGUCUCUGUGAUGGUCAUUCUUAUUUCCAUAGUCAUAUUUUGUUUGGAAACUUUACCGGAGCUGAAGGAGGAUCCGAGUGACCGGAUGCACGUGGUGGGGAACACCACAGUGUAUUACAAAGCCAACUUCCUGACAGACCCUUUCUUUGUGGUGGAGACGCUGUGUAUCAUCUGGUUCUCCUUUGAGUUGAUAGUACGGUUCUUCGCUUGCCCCAGCAAGGCAGCAUUCUUCAAAAACAUGAUGAACACUAUCGACAUUGUGGCUAUAAUCCCGUACUUCAUCACCCUUGGCACGGAGCUGGCUGAUGACCAAGGCAACAGGGAGGGCAGGGGAGGAGGCGAACAGGCAACCUCUUUGGCUAUUCUCAGGGUAAUCCGUCUGGUGAGGGUGUUCCGGAUCUUUAAACUGUCCCGACACUCCAAAGGGCUACAGAUUCUGGGGCAGACUCUGAAGGCGAGUAUGAGAGAGCUGGGGCUGCUCAUUUUCUUCCUCUUCAUUGGCGUGAUUUUGUUUUCCAGUGCCGUUUACUUUGCUGAAGCAGAAGAGAAAGAGUCCUUCUUCACCAGCAUCCCAGAUGCUUUCUGGUGGGCCGUGGUGUCCAUGACAACAGUUGGCUAUGGGGACAUGUACCCCGUGACCAUCGGAGGGAAGAUUGUGGGCUCGCUGUGUGCCAUAGCUGGUGUGCUGACCAUUGCACUGCCGGUGCCGGUCAUCGUGUCCAACUUCAACUACUUCUACCACCGGGAGACGGAGGGCGAGGAGCAGGCACAGCUGCUCAACAUCAGCAACCAGAAUUUGGUGUCUGAAACCAACUCGAGCCGCCGCAGCUCCUCGGUGGUCAGCAAGUCGGAGUACAUGGAGAUCGACGAGGACUUGAACAACAGCAUAGAUAACUUUAGGGAAGCAAACCUUCGAACUGCCAACUGCACGGCGCCGAGCCAGAACUGUGUGAACCGAGCCAAGCUGCUGACAGAUGUGUGA